AUGGCAGAUGAAAAAUUAAAAAGCGAGGGCAAACGGAACAUAAUAACUAUGAUGAGAGAGGCGAUGAAAAUCAGAGCAAAUGACGAAAUAGACAGAUAUAAUUUAGAUAGUAAUUUAGAUAGUAAUUUAGAUAGUAAUUUAGAUAGUAAUUUAGAUAGUAAUUUAGAUAGUUAUUUACCUAGUAAUUUAGAUAGUAAUUUAGAUAGUGAUUUAGAUAGUAAUUUAGAUAGUAAUUUAGAUAGUAAUUUAGAUAGUAAUUUAGAUAGUAAUUUAGAUAGUAAUUUAGAUAGUAAUUUAGAUAGUAAUUUAGAUAGUAAUUUAGAUAGUAAUUUAGAUAGUAAUUUAGAUAGUAAUUUAGAUAGUAAUUUAGAUAGUAAUUUAGAUAGUAAUUUAGAUAGUAAUUUAGAUAGUAAUUUAGAUAGUAAUUUAGAUAGUAAUUUAGAUAGUAAUUUAGAUAGUAAUUUAGAUAGUAAUUCAGAUAGUAAUUUAGAUAGUAAUUCAGAUAGUAAUUCAGAUAGUAAUUCAGAUAAUAAUUUAGAUAGUAAUUUAGAUAAUAGUAAUUUAGAUAGUAAUUUAGAUAGUAAUUUAGAUAGUAAUUUAGAUAGUAAUUUAGAUAGUUAUUUAGAUAGAAAUUUAGAUAGUAAUUUAGAUAGUAAUUUAGAUAGUAAUUUACCUAGUAAUUUAGAUAGUAAUUUAGAUAGUAAUUUAGAUAGUAAUUUAGAUAGUGAUUUAGAUAGUAAUUUAGAUAGUAAUUUAGAUAGUAAUUUAGAUAGUAAUUUAGAUAGUAAUUUAGAUAGUAAUUUAGAUAGUAAUUUAGAUAGUAAUUUAGAUAGUAAUUUAGAUAGUAAUUUAGAUAGUAAUUUAGAUAGUAAUUUAGAUAGUAAUUUAGAUAGUAAUUUAGAUAGUAAUUUAGAUAGUAAUUUAGAUAGUAAUUCAGAUGGUAAUUUAGAUAGUAAUUCAGAUAGUAAUUCAGAUAAUAAUUUAGAUAGUAAUUUAGAUAAUAGUAAUUUAGAUAGUAAUUUAGAUAGUAAUUUAGAUAGUAAUUUAGAUAGUAAUUUAGAUAGUAAUUUAGAUAGUAAUUUAGAUAGUAAUUUAGAUAGUAAUUUAGAUAGUAAUUUAGAUAGUAAUUUAGAUAGUAAUUUAGAUAGUAAUUUAGAUAGUAAUUUAGAUAGUAAUUUAGAUAGUAAAUUAGAUAGUAAUUUAGAUAGUAAUUUAGAUAGUAAUUUAGAUAAUAGUAAUUUAGAUAGUAAUUUAGAUAGUGAUUUAGAUAGUAAUUUAGAUAGUAAUUUAGAUAGUAAUUUAGAUAGUAAUUUAGAUAGUAAUUUAGAUAGUAAUUCAGAUAGUAAUUCAGAUAGUAAUUUAGAUAGUAAUUCAGAUAGUAAUUCAGAUAAUAAUUUAGAUAGUAAUUUAGAUAUAAGUAAUUUAGAUAGUAAUUUAGAUAGUAAUUUAGAUAGUAAUUUAGAUAGUAAUUUAGAUAGUAAUUUAGAUAGUAAUUUAGAUAGUAAUUUAGAUAGUAAUUUAGAUAGUAAUUUAGAUAGUAAUUUAGAUAGUAAUUUUAGUAAUUUAGAUAGUAAUUUAGAUAGUAAUUUAGAUAGUAAUUUAGAUAGUAAUUUAGAUAGUAAUUUAGAUAGUAAUUUAGAUAGUAAUUUAGAUAGUAAUUUAGAUAGUAAUUUAGAUAGUAAUUUAGAUAGUAAUUUAGAUAGUAAUUUAGAUAGUAAUUUAGAUAGUAAUUUAGAUAGUAAUUUAGAUAGUAAUUCAGAUAAUAAUUUAGAUAGUAAUUUAGAUAGUAAUUUAGAUAGUAAUUUAGAUAGUAAUUUAGAUAGUAAUUUAGAUAGUAAUUUAGAUAGUAAUUUAGAUAGUAAUUUAGAUAGUAAUUUAGAUAGUAAUUUAGAUAGUAAUUUAGAUAGUAAUUUAGAUAGUAAUUUAGAUAGUAAUUUAGAUAGUAAUUUAGAUAGUAAUUUAGAUAGUAAUUUACCUAGUAAUUUAGAUAGUAAUUUAGAUAGUAAUUUAGAUAGUGAUUUAGAUAGUAAUUUAGAUAGUAAUUUAGAUAGUAAUUUAGAUAGUAAUUUAGAUAGUAAUUUAGAUAGUAAUUUAGAUAGUAAUUUAGAUAGUAAUUUAGAUAGUAAUUUAGAUAGUAAUUUGGAUAGUAAUUUAGAUAGUAAUUUAGAUAGUAAUUUAGAUAGUAAUUUAGAUAGUAAUUUAGAUAGUAAUUUAGAUAGUAAUUUAGAUAGUAAUUUAGAUAGUAAUUUAGAUAGUAAUUUAGAUAGUAAUUUAGAUAGUAAUUUAGAUAGUAAUUUAGAUAGUAAUUUAGAUAGUAAUUCAGAUAGUAAUUUAGAUAGUAAUUCAGAUAGUAAUUCAGAUAAUAAUUUAGAUAGUAAUUUAGAUAAUAGUAAUUUAGAUAGUAAUUUAGAUAGUAAUUUAGAUAGUAAUUUAGAUAGUAAUUUAGAUAGUAAUUUAGAUAGUAAUUUAGAUAGUAAUUUAGAUAGUAAUUUAGAUAGUAAUUUAGAUAGUAAUUUAGAUAGUAAUUUAGAUAGUAAUUUAGAUAGUAAUUUAGAUAGUAAUUUAGAUAGUAAUUUAGAUAGUAAUUUAGAUAGUAAUUUAGAUAGUAAUUUAGAUAGUAAUUUAGAUAGUAAUUUAAAUAGUAAUUUAGAUAGUAAUUUAGAUAGUAAUUUAGAUAGUAAUUUAGAUAGUAAUGUAGAUAGUAAUUUAGAUAGUAAUUUAGAUAGUAAUUUAGAUAGUAAUUUAGAUAGUAAUUUAGAUAGUAAUUUAGAUAGUAAUUUAGAUAGUAAUUUUAGUUAUUUAGAUAGUAAUUUAGAUAGUAAUUUAGAUAGUAAUUUAGAUAGUAAUUUAGAUAGUAAUUUAGAUAGUAAUUUAGAUAGUAAUUUAGAUAGUAAUUUAGAUAGUAAUUUAUAUAGUAAUUCAGAUAGUAAUUUAGAUAAUAGUAAUUUAGAUAGUAAUUUAGAUAGUAAUUUAGAUAGUAAUUUAGAUAGUAAUUUAGAUAGUAAUUUAGAUAGUAAUUUAGAUAGUAAUUUAGAUAGUAAUUUAGAUAGUAAUUUAGAUAGUAAUUUAGAUAGUAAUUUAGAUAGUAAUUUAGAUAGUAAUUUAGAUAAUAGUAAUUUAGAUGGUAAUUUAGAUAGUAAUUUAGAUAGUAAUUUAGAUAGUAAUUUAGAUAGUAAUUUAGAUAGUAAUUUAGAUAGUAAUUUAGAUAGUAAUUUAGAUAGUAAUGUAGAUAGUAAUUUAGAUAGUAAUUUAGAUAGUAAUUUAGAUAGUAAUUUAAAUAGUAAUUUAGAUAGUAAUUUAGAUAGUAAUUUAGAUAGUAAUUUAGAUAGUAAUUUAGAUAGUAAUUUAGAUAGUAAUUUAGAUAGUUAUUUAGAUAGUAAUUUAGAUAGUAAUUUAGAUAGUGAUUUAGAUAGUAAUUUAGAUAGUAAUUUAGAUAGUAAUUUAGAUAGUAAUAUAUAUAGUAAUUUAGAUAGUAAUUUAGAUAGUAAUUUAGAUAGUAAUUUAGAUAGUAAUUUAGAUAGUAAUUUAGAUAGUAAUUUAGAUAGUAAUUUAGAUAGUAAUUUAGAUAGUAAUUUAGAUAGUAAUUUAGAUAGUAAUUUAGAUAGUAAUUUAGAUAGUAAUUUAGAUAGUAAUUUAGAUAGUAAUUUAGAUAGUAAUUUGGAUAGUAAUUCAGAUAGUAGUUUAGAUAGUAAUUUAGAUAGUAAUUUAGAUAGUAAUUUAGAUAGUAAUUUAUAUAGUAAUUUAGAUAGUAAUUUAGGUAGUAAUUUAGAUAGUAAUUUAGAUAGUAAUUUAGAUAGUAAUUUAGGAAAUAAUUUAGGAAAUAAUUUGGGAAAUAAUUUAGGAAAUAAUUUAGGAAAUAAUUUAGGAAAUAAUUUAGGAAAUAAUUUGGGAAAUAAUUUAGGAAAUAAUUUAGGAAAUAAUUUAGGAAAUAAUUUAGGAAAUAAUUUAGGAAAUAAUUUAGGAAAUAAUUUAGGAAAUAAUUUAGGAAAUAAUUUAGGAAAUAAAUAA
This is a messenger RNA of Psylliodes chrysocephalus, 4008 nucleotides long. The record is from the annotation of a GenBank genome assembly. Lineage: Eukaryota; Metazoa; Arthropoda; Insecta; Coleoptera; Chrysomelidae.